AUGUCUUGUUCAAAAAUAUUUCCUGGAGACUUUCCUGAAUUAACUUGUGAAGUUAUAAAAUAUUUACAGAAUGAUUAUUCAACUUUAUAUUCAUGCGUUUUAGUUAACAGAUUAUGGUGUCUUUUAGCGAUUCCAUUAUUAUGGGAAAAUCCAAUUUCAAUUUCAAAUCCUAAUGGAAAUUAUAAUUUUAAUUUUAUUGAAAUUUAUUUACAUAAUUUAAAUGAUGAUAAGUUAAAUGAAUAUAAAAUCAAUGAUAAUCCAUUACCUUUGAAUACACUGUUCAAUUAUCCUAAAUUUUUAAAAUAUUUGAAUACAUAUGAUAUUUUUGAUUCUGUUGAUGGGUGGGUUGAAGGUUUUAUCCGGACAUCAAAACCCGAAAAUAGAUAUUUUUUAAAAGGUCUAAAUUUUCAUUCAGUAACGGAUUUUAAAGAAUUGAUUAUUAUGUCAUUAUUCAAAUUAUUUAUUGAAAAUGAAGUAAAUUUACAUACUCUUGAAAUUAAGGUUACAGAUCCUUAUUUUCAUACAUGUUUUUAUAAUAUUCUCGGGUUAAUUUUACAAAAUCCAAAUUUUAUCCAUAAUAUUAGAAAUUUAAAAUUUUAUGCUAUAUCUAAUAAUAUUAAAAACAUUCUAAUUGAAGAUCGUAUAAUUCAAAUAAUUAAUUUACAUCAAAAUCUAAAAACAAUUUUAUUAGGUAAUGGAAAUUUACUUUUCUAUCGUCCAUUAUUAUUAUCAAAAGAUUGCAAUUGUUCAAAUUCUUUAAAUAAUAUCAUAUUAUGUUCCGUCGAUUUUAAUAAUAUGAAUAAUUUUAAAAAGAUAUUUGAACAAUUAAAUGUUUUAGAAUCCGUUCACGUCGUUCAUUGUUCUUCUUUAAGUGAUUUUAUUCAACAAAUUAUUACUUUAACUAAACCAUUUAAAUUAAAAUCUUUAUUUAUAAAUGAGAUAUUACAAAUUGAAUCAUCAAUACAAUUAUUAUUACAAAAAUCUGGUGAUUAUUUAGAAAAUUUUGGGUACAGAUUUGAUCUUGAUUAUAAUCUAUCAUUAAAAAAACAACAAUUAUUAGAAUUAAUUACAAAAUAUUGUAAGAAUAUCAAAUUCCUUGAUUUGUAUGGAAUUGAUAAUCUGAUUAUUUAUCCAAUAAUCAAUUUAAUUGAAAAUGUUAAACAAAAUCUUAGUUAUCUUUCUAUCAGUACAUGUAAUAAUAAUCCUUUAACCUGGGAGGAUUAUUUUUAUUCAUCAUAUGGUGAUACUGAAUGUAGUUCAAUCAUAUUACAAAAUUUAGGACAAACUCUUCCUUCUAAAUUAGAGUAUUUACAUUUGAGUCUUCAUCACAUUAAAACAAGUGAUUUUGAAAUAUUUCUAAAAAAUUCUCAAGAUACUUUUAUUAAGAAAUUAUUAAUUUAUCAUAGGGAAAGUCAAGAUAUUUUACCCACUGUAAAAGAAUAUAUUAUGAAAAAGGAAAGGGUUAAAUAUUUAGCUAUAUAUUGGUGA
This is a messenger RNA of Rhizophagus irregularis DAOM 181602=DAOM 197198, 1488 nucleotides long. RefSeq lists its product as uncharacterized. The record is from RefSeq and is a predicted model, not a curated record. NCBI's taxonomy places the organism in Eukaryota, Fungi, Glomeromycota, Glomeromycetes, Glomerales, Glomeraceae.